UACACUCAAACAAGCUGCAAAUGCACUGAGCUGAAAUAUUUAAUAUCGCAAAGGCCGUUUUUUGUCAUUUUACAUUGCACAAAAUGUCUGAUGAUGAAGAGGAUUACAUGUCUGACGCAUUUCUCACUAAACUUCAGGACGUGAAACCUGGCGUCAGUAUGGUGAGAAGAGUUAAAGAAGCCAUGAAGAAAGAGGUUCAAAUAAAGGAGACAAAUAUUAAAAAUCGACAAAAAUCUUUUAAAGAACAAGAAAAAGAAAGUCGUGAGGUGGCGUUACAGAGCAGCAUCAGCAAUGAAAACAAAGGAUUUGCACUGCUACAGAAAAUGGGUUACAAAGCUGGCCAAGGACUGGGCAAAGAGGGAGCAGGAAGAGUUGAACCUAUUCCCUUAAAUAUAAAAACGGACAGAGGUGGGAUUGGGAUGGAGGAGCUGAAGAAACGAAAAGCUGAAGAGGAGCUUGAACAUUACAGACAGAAAAUACGAGCUAAACAACAGAAUGAGGCUAAAUCAAUGGACGAUUUCAGAGCAAGGGUGAGAACAGACAGAGAGGAACGUAAGAUUGAAGCAGAUCUCAGAAGAAGUCAGCGUUCCUGUGAACAGCUCGACAGUCAAAAGGGCAUCACUGCUCCCAGGGAGGAGUGGUACUGGCCAAAAACUAAUGCUGAAGAAGAGGUGGAUGAAGAAGAUGGUCCUGACAAAGAGGAUGAGGAAGAUGAGGCAGUUGAAUUAACUUCAUUUGAUAAACUGCACAUUUUGACAUCAUACUUAAGAGGGAGACACUUUUACUGCCUCUGGUGUGGGACAACCUACAAUGAUGAAGAGGACCUUUGCUCAAAUUGUCCAGGAGAUACUGCGGCAGACCAUGAAUAAAAAAAAAAAGUUGUUAUUUUGGUAGUAGUGAGUGUAUAAUGUAAAUCAAGACAUAUGUUGGAAUAUGGAAUUUUGCUCAGUGACAUUUAUAAUGUAAGGAUGUUUUAUGUUUGAUAUAUCAUGUUGCAAGAAUCCCCACUAUAAUAGAAUAGACUAUAUAAUAUUGUGAUAGUGUUAAUAGUGAAAUGGAAAAAUAAGUUAUUGAUGUUUUGUUUUGAUUCAUAUAGCUUGUUUUAAUCAAAUAAAG
This is a messenger RNA of Periophthalmus magnuspinnatus, 1116 nucleotides long. It is a transcript of the gene gpatch11, whose product is annotated as G patch domain containing 11. The record is from RefSeq and is a predicted model, not a curated record. Gene Ontology annotation, cellular component: kinetochore. The coding region runs from base 84 to 869 and encodes 261 amino acids. Gene Ontology annotation, molecular function: nucleic acid binding. Lineage: Eukaryota; Metazoa; Chordata; Actinopteri; Gobiiformes; Gobiidae. The transcript has 8 exons.